Molecule: messenger RNA, 4529 nt
Organism: Hippoglossus stenolepis (Pacific halibut)
Lineage: Eukaryota; Metazoa; Chordata; Actinopteri; Pleuronectiformes; Pleuronectidae
Product: receptor activity-modifying protein 3
Exons: 4
Coding region: 218-787 (189 amino acids)
Biological process (GO): receptor internalization; protein localization to plasma membrane; calcium ion transport
Cellular component (GO): cell surface; signaling receptor complex; membrane
Molecular function (GO): coreceptor activity
Source: RefSeq, a predicted model, not a curated record
GGAUGCGGGACAGUGUGCGUGGUCCUGACUCCUCAGAUCAUCCCGAGCACAGUCCGGACAGGAGCCGCCUCCACGCUGCAUGGGACCACAUCUCUUCAGGAGUCUCUUCUCUUCUCAAUUUAAUUUGUCCUCCAGAUUCUCUCGGCCUCUCUGUGUGGGCUCAUGACUGAGCUCGGAUCUGCACGAUGGGGAUAAUUGUAACCAUGGUUCGCUUCAAAUGUGCGUGUUCCCGGAGCAGCAGCAGCAGCAGCAGCUGAGGUUUUCUUCCAAAGUGCGAGUGGAUCGUCACAGCGUGAUGGAUCAUACACAUGAGAGCGCAGUGCUGAGAAAACUUUUUGUUGUUGGGAUUUUGGUCAACGUCUGGAUGAUGAGAGGGCUGUCAGCCGCCGAGAGCUUCACCACGGAGCCCCCCAAGAAGCCCUGCAACGAGUCCCGUCUGCAGUGGGAGGUGGAUGUCUGCGGGGAGGGCUUCAAGCGGGACAUGGCUCACAUAGAUCCACAGUACCGGUGUAACCUCACGCACUUCAUCAGUGAGUACCACCUCUUCACCCUCUGCACAGAGACAAAGGCCCGCCUCGUCCACUGCUACUGGCCCAAUCCGCUGGUGGAGGCCUACAUAAUCAACAUACACAAGCACUUUUUCUCCAACUGCAGCUCGAAUCUGGUGGAUUGGGUGGACCCGCCGGAGAACACGCUCACCGCCCUCAUCCUCGUCCCUGUGUUCCUCACUAUGGCCAUGAUCGCCCUGGUGGUGUGGUGCAGCAAGAGGAGCGAUAACCUGGCCUAGGGAGGGGAGGAGGAAGGAGAAGGACUGAGUUCCCGGUCUCAGCAUCUUUACUGAAACAGCACAGCAAACUGUGCACAAUAUAGAAGUGCAUGUUUGGUCAGUUGGUCAAAUGUUCCAUAAGUGGCUCUGCAAACCACCACAUCCCACAGAGAUGAAGAGAGCACUCCCUGGUUAUUUUACAAAACGGGUUUGUGUAUUUUAAAAAACGUCUUAGAGUUCAAACACUCAAUAUGGUCUCCUUUUCAACUCUGUUUCUGUACAACUCAAUUGAUUCAACAUAUUUAGAUUUUCUGGAGUCAUGUCUGUGGUUAAUACAACAGCAGCACUUUGGUUAAGGUCAGUGAAAGAUGGUGUUAAACCAGAUAUGUAUCUUUCACUAACCUGAACCAAGAGCUGUGAGAUCUAGGGUGUGGAUACCUGACCAAAGCCCGUCGGCACCCGGUAGUGAAAUGCUAUUUAGGAUCUGCCGGAUUUGAUCAUGUUGUCUGGUCUAUCUUGAUCCAACUUGAUUUUUUGAUUAUAUGUACACUCUGCAUGUGCCUGUGAUCAGGGACAGGUUCUGACCCAAAAAAUGGAAUGCCUAAAAGGUUCAGGUUGGGCAUGAUUAGUUUUUUCUCCAGGUUUGGGUUCGAACAGUAAAUUGUGGGCAAAGCUGCACUCUAAACAGAACCAUAGAACACAUUUUAGUGAUAUAUUAUCUGAUAUGGUAUCAACAUAUUUGGGACAAAUAAAUACAAUUUAACACAACAUAUCCUCCUAAGGGUCACAGAAAACAUGAUUUGAUUGCAAUUACAUUUCCGUCAAACAUUUGCUGUCUUAAGUUGAGUUGUUUAGAAACAUAAUUUCUAAGAGAUAUAAAAGAAAAUGGAUAUCACCAUAUAUUAGUAUAGAGCUAACAGAAGCUUAGCUUAGCAUAAGCUAAGUUGGCUUUGUCCAAAGGUAAAGGGAAAAUCUGCCAACUCGCUGUUUGACUGCUUAUUAUUGACAGAAACCAGUGGUCAGGCAACUAGUGUAUAUUUGUACAAAGCCAAGCUAGCUGUUUAUCAGUGUUAUCAGUUUAUAGUUUUAAUCAUAUAGCUAGCUGUUCAUCAGUCAAAAGCUAGAUAUUGGAUCCAGCUACCCAUUUAUCACACAGACAUGAGUGGUAUCAAUACUCUUUUAUUCCCCAAAAUAUCCCCAAAUCAUUUUCUGGUUCUGGUUUACUACAUUUCUUAAAAUGCACUGCACGCUGGGAACUCUCCUUUAAAAUGUGUUGAACGUGUCCCACAGAGGAUGUUGGUGGUUUGAUGUAAUUGUCACUCAUCAGGGAACUUGACCAGCGGGACAAUUGACCAAAUUCUGGGGCAUUGCGUAAUUCAGCUCAUGGAUGUGGACCGUGGAGCUCUUGUCGGAUUCUUGUCGGAGCACUGUAUCAUUGUUGAAGGCCAAAGUAUCCACCGAGCACCAGAGGCAGCAACUGAAAACUUUUGGACAGAAGACUCCCAGAGGACGCUCGUUAAAUAUUUGAACAUGAUACCACAUGAUGGCAGCAUGGGAGGAUGAAAAAGAGGCCUGGGUCUGUCUGUUGAGCCACUGAACAGACUGUUGCCACAGGAAAUGAAAGAAAAAAAACCCCACAGGUGAUUAACCCAAAGACAAGGCAACACUAUAAUUUGUGUGUUUCUGGACUUCAUUUUCAUGUGUGACUACCUGAGCCCCAGUGGACUGUAUAGAACAGUGUAACUUAUCACAUACUGUUGAAUAAAUCACUGUUAAUACUCACAAAGAGGGGUUCUCAGUGGAAACAAAGUAACUAUGAGAUGACAUUGAGACCUCAUUCUGUACAGUCAUACUCUGUCCGUGCUGUCUACUGUAUCUGCACUGCCUCUUCAAAGUUCCUCAAAGAGUGGAAUUGAACUUAUCGUGCACACUUUUGUGGUUGAUUCUCUGGCCCACAGUUCUCACCUGUCAAAGCUAAACCUAGCACAGAUUUCCCAUGUUCUUGCCCAGCGUCGGACGGCGGUGUGUGUUGGCCAGCUCUCACAUCAGCUGCUGUCUGUGGAAGCAGCGACUCCUCACUGAAAGUGAUUAAAUACCAAGUCUCUUUUAACAUUGCUGGUUUUCUCUGUCUUUAAAUGAAGAAAGCAAACACUCGCAGACAGUUUUGUGAUGCGGUGUAUCUGAGGUCAUCCCUUCAUGAAUGUUUUAGUGAAGAUGUGUUGUCUGCUGCCUCCUGUUUCUCUGAUCCAGAGUCGGUGUUUCACAGGGUCUCCCUCAGGAAAUUGGGGAGCGGUAAGACUCUCACCAUAUGAUCACAACCCUUUGUGAUACAGAUGUUCAAAAAUCUAUUUCCCCUUCCCAAUAAUUCCCAUACCUGAACUUUGUGUAUUGGCCGAUACCUAGUACCGAUCCGAUACCAGAAAGAAACCCAACUUAUAUUACAUUUUAACAGCUGUAUGCUUCUAACCUUGUGUGGAAGUGAUGAUUGUUAUCAUUGUUGCAUGGCUCAGGUUAAACCAUUUGACAAAUACAAAUACACACAGACAGUGCUCAAAUGAGAUGUCAGUGUUAUGGCUGGCAACACUUGGGCCUCCCAUCAAAAGUCUUGCAUACAGUUCUGGUUGCCUUUUUUAUUGAGGGGCUUUCCAGGGUGAAAUAUUGGCAAAUUGCUGACAUCGUAGCUCUGGCUAAUGCUACAACUCCUGGAAAUCACUUCUUCUUUUUCGCUGCUCCAAAACGGUACUUUCCAGUGGCAGUACAGCGAAAUGGUUGUUUUGGAGCGGCAAAGAAGAAGUGAUGUCCAGGAAAAGAAAAUUGCAGCUUUAUUUGGAUGAAACUAAUAUAUUCACCAAUACCAUUGAUAGACCGACCCAGCAUUUUCAACAGUAUCAGAGGCAUUUCCGAUGCUGGUAUCAGUGUGGAAACAUUUCUUCUUUGUGAUACAGUUCCAGCUGGUCAGCACACAUUUAAUUUCUCUUGACAUUUCCCCCAUUUGUGAAGACUCAUGUUUUCUUUUUCCCAAACAUUGUGAUGCACUGCUCUGGUUAAUUACUGAAAGAAGCAGUUCAGUCCGUCAGUUAUUUAUAUUUAUAUUUAUAUUGGUUAAAAAGACACUUAAUAACAUAAUAUGUGCCAUAAACAAUGAAAGCAAUGGAAGCGUAACGUGGCCAGAAUCAAGCAGAGCACAAACUUUAACCCUGGAAUAAUGUAAAGCCUCUAAAGUUGAGCAUGAACUACAUUUUCCCUUUACUUUUCCAACUCUCUGAGUCUUCAGUAGCUUGUUUUAUUUUAAUGGACGUACAAACAGGAGUUUCAGUCCAGCCCAGGGGUCAUGAGGUGCAUCAACAAUGAUUCAAAACCCCAAAGGCAGUUGAAACAAAUGCUCAUAUGUGCCCAGAUUUAUCACAAGGCCUAAAGGUGUUUCCUCCCAACAGACAAACCCGCCCACCUGAGCCUCCCUGUUGAACUCCUUUAUAAUCUGUCAUCUGAGAAGUGUGGAAAUGUGUGUGUGUGUGUGUGUGUGUGUGUGUGUGUGUGUGUGUGUGUGUGUGUGUGUGUGUGUGUGUGUGUGUGUGUGUGUGUGUGUGUGUGUGUGUGUGUGUGUGUGUGUGUGUGUGUGAGCAUUCAUCACUGUCAAAAGGAAACGCAACCAUUCCCGGCUCACGUCAUCACAUCCUGAAGGGAUCAUUUUAUCAUCUGCUCACUCAGUUAUUUACUGUAGAUACUAUUUAAGGUCACAAAUAAAAAACCCAAAUCAAAGACA